AUCGUUUUUUUGACAAAAAAAUAUCAAAACAAAAAUACACACGAGGUUUCUUGCAGCGGCAGUAAAUUUUAAAAUUAAAUUUAUUUCUCGCUUAGAAUUAAACUUUAUUAAAAGCCAAUAAGAUGGGAAAGCUGAACGUUACAGUUUUGCGUUAUUUAAGCAAGGAAGAUUUUCGAAUUCUCACAGCGAUCGAGAUGGGAAUGAAGAACCACGAGCUGGUACCGGGAGCUUUGGUGGCCGCCAUCGCAAGUUUGAAAGCGGGGGGAGUUCACAAGUUGCUGCGGGAACUGUGCAAACAUAAGUUGCUCACCUAUGAGCGUGGAAAGCGAUUCGACGGUUACCGUUUGACCAACAUGGGUUACGAUUAUCUGGCGCUGAAAUCCCUCACACUUCGCGGGUCUAUUUCCGGCUUCGGCAAUCAAAUCGGAGUUGGAAAAGAAUCUAACAUCUACACUGUGGGCGAUGAGGAGGGUACCCCACUCUGUCUGAAACUGCAUCGAUUGGGUAGGGUUUGCUUCCGGAAUGUGAAAGAGAAACGUGACUAUCAUGGUAAGCGUCACAGAAUGAGUUGGCUGUACUUGUCUCGCAUUUCCGCUACGCGAGAGUUUGCCUACAUGAAGGCGCUAUACGAUCGAGGAUUCCCGGUUCCCCGGCCUAUCGAUUUCAAUCGACACUGUGUGGUGAUGGAACUGGUCGAUGGUUAUCCGCUUACAAACGUAUGUGAGGUGGGAAACGUUGAGGCUCUGUACGACGAUUUGAUGAAUCUGAUCGUUCGGCUUGGCAACUGUGGCGUCAUUCAUGGGGAUUUUAACGAGUUCAAUGUGAUGAUUACGGAGCAGGAUCAACAGCCGAUUUUGAUUGAUUUUCCGCAGAUGGUUUCCACUUCGCAUCCAAAUGCGGAAAUGUACUUUGAUCGGGAUGUGCAAGGAGUGAGAGAAUUGUUCCGGAAAAAGUUUGGCUAUGAGAGCGAGGAGUAUCCGAAGUUUAGCGAUUUGGAGCGGGAUGAUGAGCUGGAUAAGGAGGUGCUUUGCUCCGGCUAUGGGUUUACCAAGGAGAUGGAGGAUGACGUGUUGAAGGAGUAUCAUCAGAUAAACGAGUCGGAGGACGAGGACGACGAAGCCAGCGAUGAAGAUUAUCAAGAUAGUGUUGCGGAUGGUAUGGACGAAGGGGAGAUUGAAGAAUGCAGAAAGAAGCUUGAGGAGGAAAUCAAGUUUGCCGAAGAAAAGCCAGCAAACAUUCAAACCAAGCAUGCAGAUAAGAACUCUAGUAUUCUUAAAUACAUUGCAUCUAUGUCUCCGGGAGAUAUGGAGAAACCUUUCAAUGAAGAAGAAGAGGACGUUUUCAAGGAUGCUUUGGAAGACAUUUCCGCAGGGGAACCCUUCAAAGAGCCAUCGCAGUCGAAUUCGCUUCAGGGACCGGUUGGAACAAACGCCGAGGAAAAUGAGCGGGACGAUGUAUGUUCAGUUAGUUCGAACGAACUGAUUACCAACGAACUUGAUGAUAAUCUAACCGAUCUGGACCCGAAUUCCCGUGAGUAUCGGAUGAUAAUGGUGCGCAAGUUAUUGGAUGAUGCUCGUAGUGCCAGAUCUUACUCGACUACGGCCAGUACGAUUGCUCCAUCUGUUGUAACGGACCGAAUAAGGAACGGUCUUAGGCUGCAGGAGAAGAAGGAUCAAAAGAAGCGAGCCGUUCCGAAGGGAGAAGCUAGUGCGGUUCGUCGGAUGCGGAAAGAUAACAAUGGCAUUGUUAAGGAGUAUCGGGGGUGGGAGUUUUAGUUAUAUUUUUCAUUAUAUUUCUUUGUAAUAUACUUAACUAGUAA
Molecule: messenger RNA, 1819 nt
Organism: Topomyia yanbarensis
Lineage: Eukaryota; Metazoa; Arthropoda; Insecta; Diptera; Culicidae
Gene: RIOK2
Exons: 4
Coding region: 123-1775 (550 amino acids)
Biological process (GO): maturation of SSU-rRNA; protein phosphorylation
Cellular component (GO): cytosol; nucleus; preribosome, small subunit precursor
Molecular function (GO): ATP binding; protein serine/threonine kinase activity
Source: RefSeq, a predicted model, not a curated record